AUGGCAGCAUUGGGGGACGUAAUCAAACAGAUUGUCAAAGAAAAAGGCAUUCUCAAUGAACUAUCUGUUACUCCAACUACAAAAUAUACAUGGAAAAAAGUAAAAUCUUUUAAUGGCUUAGAUACAGACUCAGAUUUGCUCAAAAUUGAUAUUUCAGGCAUUGACAUAUCAACAUUCAGCGGAGCUGUUAUUGAACCAUCGCUUAUCGAUUUUGUUUGUUUAAAUACCCCUCUUUUACAGCAUAAAUACUUAAAUAUUAUGACAUUACUCGCAUUCGGAAAUUCAGUGCAGAAAGUCAAUAAUCACCUGAUUACACCAAAACAGCGCGAUGUUGCAAACUCACUUCGUAAAAAACUCGAAAAAUUUAUCCGAGACGGCUGGAUUCUCCAUGAAAUUAAUCCAGUACGUAUAGUAAACCCAGAAACACGCGCAAGAAGAGUUCUUUAUCUUGAUAUUAAAUAUAACGCUGGUUCAAGUGAGCAAACAAACAAAAAUAUUUCACAAGACGCCGCCUCUGUUCAGGCUCGCUCUAUUGAUAGCAGAUCUGUCAUAUCUGUAUCGAAACUGAGUGAGGCAGCCGAAUCUACAAUUCCAAAAGGUUCACAACCGACACUUCUCGAUGAAGAAUCAACACGUGAAGGAUUACAAGAAAUUUUACAUAUUGCCGUUCUUAAAAGACUCGGACAAUACACAGAGAAUGAUUCUUCUAAGAAGAAAGAUUCUCAAAAGAAGAAAGAAAAAUCUCGAGGACCAUUAUUAAGAAGAUUCUACGAAACGUCAUCAAGCCAUUCACAACAAGAUAACAACAAUGAUAAAGAAGAGGAAAACGAAGGAAAUUACGAAGAAGAAGAGAGAUCUGAUGAAAAUUCACCAGAAAAACUUUCCGAUGAACAAAUUAACUACACGAAUAACGACAGAUCAUCAGAAGUAGAGGUCGAAGAGGAAGAAGAAAAGGCUGAACAAAAAGUUUCAAAUGUCAGUACAAAUAGUAAGAGAGUUUUACUUUCUGAUGACGAAGAUGACGUUCCUAAGAAGAAAGGAAGCAAAUCCAAGGCAAAUAUCUCGGAAGGAGACGAUGAUGCAAUUCUUUCUAGAGCAAGUAAGAGGAGAUCGAUUAUUUCGGAUAGCGACGAUGAAGAGGAAGUCAAACCACAGCCAAAAAAACAGAAAAAGCCUAUUCUUUCCGAUGAAGAUGAAGAUGUCAAGCCAAAGAAGCAGAAGAAGCCAAUUCUCUCUGAUGACGAUGAUGAAGAUGUAAAGCCACAACCAAAGAAACAGAAAACGUCAAUACUUUCCGAUGAAGAUGAAGAAGAAAUCAAACCGCCGCAAAAGAAACAGAGAAAAUCAAUAUUAUCAGACGACGAUGAUGAAGAAGAUAUUAAACCAAAGCAAGUCAAACAGAAGAAGCCAGUUCUUUCAGAUGAUGACGAAGAUGAAGAAAUUCAACCACCAUCGAAGAAGCAGAAAAAGCCACUACUAUCAGAUUCUGAUGAAGAUGUUCCUCCUCAACCUCCAAAGAAGCAGAAAAAGCCAAUUUUGUCAGAUUCUGAUGACGAUGAACUUCCUCCACCAAGGAGGCAGUCAAAACCAGUCAUUUCGGAUGAUGAUGACGAUGACGAGCUUCCGCCAAAGAAAAACCAACGCAAACAGAUAAUUUCAGAUGAUUCCGAAGAAGAAUUACCUCCAAGGAAGAAAAGUUCAAAUAGCAAUAGCUUAGCACAGCGUAAGAAGUCUCCUCCUCCAAUCGAUUCUGACGAAGAAGAAGAGAUUCCGCCUAGAAAGAAACCAGCUCUAAUUAUUUCCGAUGACGAUGAAGAAUUAACCCCGCCCAAGAGAAACCAUAAGAAAAGAUUAUCAUCCGAUGCAGAGAGCCCUAAAAGGAAACAAUCUCCAAGAUUAUCGGACGAUGAUUCGGAUGAAUUAACUAUUCCAAAGAGAACAAGGAAACAGAUUUUAUCUUCCGAUGACGAGUAA
Molecule: messenger RNA, 1974 nt
Organism: Trichomonas vaginalis G3
Lineage: Eukaryota; Parabasalia; Trichomonadida; Trichomonadidae
Exons: 1
Coding region: 1-1974 (657 amino acids)
Source: RefSeq, a predicted model, not a curated record